UACAUCCCACCUGCGCUGUAUAGUGUACACAGACAAGAUGGCAGCUUCAUUGGAAGACGAGUUUGAAGACGCGCCUGAUGUGGAGCCGUUAGAACCAACACUGAAGAAUAUCAUCGAACAGAAAUCUUUGAAAUGGAUAUUUGUGGGGGGGAAGGGCGGUGUUGGUAAAACGACAUGCAGUUGCAGUUUGGCUGUCCAGCUCGCUUCCGUCAGGGAGAGUGUCCUCAUCAUUUCCACCGAUCCAGCACAUAACAUCUCUGAUGCUUUUGACCAGAAGUUCUCCAAGGUGCCGACUAAGGUCAAGGGUUAUGACAACCUCUUUGCGAUGGAGAUUGACCCAAGCCUGGGAGUGGCAGAGCUGCCCGAUGAGUUCUUUGAGGAGGACAACAUGCUCAGCAUGGGUAAGAAGAUGAUGCAGGAGGCCAUGAGCGCCUUCCCUGGUAUCGACGAGGCCAUGAGCUAUGCGGAGGUCAUGAGGUUAGUUAAAGGAAUGAACUUCUCAGUGGUGGUUUUUGACACGGCCCCUACUGGUCACACGCUGCGGCUGCUCAACUUUCCAACCAUCGUGGAGCGUGGUCUGGGUCGCCUCAUGCAGAUAAAGAACCAGAUCAGCCCUUUCAUCUCUCAGAUGUGUAACAUGCUGGGGCUGGGUGACAUGAACGCUGACCAGCUGGCCUCUAAGUUGGAGGAGACUCUGCCGGUCAUCCGCUCAGUCAGCGAGCAGUUCAAAGAUCCUGAACAAACCACCUUUAUCUGUGUUUGUAUCGCCGAGUUCCUCUCUCUGUAUGAGACAGAGCGCCUCAUCCAGGAGCUUGCCAAGUGCCGCAUCGACACGCACAACAUCAUCGUCAACCAACUUGUUUUCCCUGAAUCAGAGAGGCCGUGCAAAAUGUGUGAAGCCCGCCACAAAAUUCAGUCCAAAUAUUUAGAUCAGAUGGAGGACCUUUAUGAAGACUUCCACAUAGUCAAGUUACCGCUGCUGCCCCAUGAGGUUCGGGGGGCUGACAAGGUCAACACGUUCUCAAAGCAACUUCUGGAACCCUACAAACCCCCAAAUAAGUGAACUCCCUCCCUACAGGACCUCCGUUCUCCCUCCUCCAGACUACACAUUAACAGUUUGAACCCCCCCCCCCCCCUCCCCCCCCAAAAAAAACACACACACACACCACACACACACACACAACUAAGCCUCAGUAACAGUAACAGCCUCGUUGAUCCUCUCAUUCCUCGGUCCGUCAUCCCGAGCAGAGCACUACAACAGCAGGGCGCAUGUCCUUGUUGAAGGGGAGCUGAUGAAAUCACACAAAUACAAAUCCAUAAUCUUCUGUAUUAUAAGAGAAGUACUUUCCUUUCCUUCAUAUCAUGUGUGUGGCAGUUGUACUACUCCUACUUAAAGCAUUUCACUUUUUCUCGACGAAAACCUCCCAUCAUUCAUCGACGGUGCUGUGUAGUCCAGGAUAGAACAGCUUUCAGAUGGUUGGUGUUAAUGCCUUUUCUUAUUCUAUGUAGUUUGGUGGCUAUUCUCCAGUUUGACUUUUGACCAAAUGUUGAUUCAAAUGUAUCUCUCGGCACAUCUGGAACUUACAUUAAAAUGUCUAUGUUCAGCGUUUGACGGCUGAGCUAAUUUACCUAAAAAUAUAGAAAGAUCAUAGCAGUUCGUAGUGUGUAUUUUACUAUGUGGCAAAUCAAUAAUUUCACAUUAUGAUCCUGGUUGUAAUGCAGUAACUUAAUGUCAAUGAGAUUUUGAAUCAAGUUAGAAAUGAUAUAUAUCUAUAUAUGGUCAUUGUUUGAACUGGACAGUCUUAAUGGCCUAUGUUAAAUAUUCAAGCCACUUCAAGAUCUAUUUUUUGGGGGAUUAAACACUGGUUUGGGGAGAUAGAAAGGCAAACAUGUUAGAGCAGCUGGAAGACAAGUUUGUGACGGCUCAAGUUCCAGCACCAGGCAGAUUCCCAAAAACACUCGCUCAGUUUGUUUACAGACAAUUAAAUGGACAAACUAUUGAAAUACAUUGUUGGCCUUAUUCUUAGUGCAUCGUUAAUAAAAAUAUAUGGAAUGUUACUGGAUCAAAUAUGAAACAAAUGAAUGAAUGGCACCUUGUAAAAUCACAGCAUCUUUGCCCUGGUGAUUAAAUACUUGACUGCUAAUUUCAACGGAUUGUUACAUCAAAAAAAUACAAUUAUCCCAUUCCUGUCACUGAAUGCUUUUGGGUCAAUAAUCUGUUUUCUAUAGAUAUUCUUUUAAUUACCUUACAAAUGUUAAUUAAAAAAAAAAAUAGUUGCUUA
Messenger RNA from Pungitius pungitius (ninespine stickleback), 2282 nucleotides. RefSeq names its product guided entry of tail-anchored proteins factor 3, ATPase (gene get3). NCBI's taxonomy places the organism in Eukaryota, Metazoa, Chordata, Actinopteri, Perciformes, Gasterosteidae. Bases 38 to 1063 code for a protein of 341 amino acids. The transcript has 7 exons. Gene Ontology annotation, biological process: post-translational protein targeting to endoplasmic reticulum membrane. The record is from RefSeq and is a predicted model, not a curated record. Gene Ontology annotation, molecular function: ATP hydrolysis activity; ATP binding. Gene Ontology annotation, cellular component: GET complex.